Messenger RNA from Pisolithus orientalis, 2593 nucleotides. RefSeq lists its product as uncharacterized. The record is from RefSeq and is a predicted model, not a curated record. Bases 220 to 2451 code for a protein of 743 amino acids. Gene Ontology annotation, molecular function: protein binding. NCBI's taxonomy places the organism in Eukaryota, Fungi, Basidiomycota, Agaricomycetes, Boletales, Pisolithaceae. The transcript has 3 exons.
UGUGGGAAUUGCCAUGCGCAUUCAAAAUUGCUAGUGUACAAGGACACGAGCAGCCCACAUUGUUCUCCACAGACGACGAGGACGGCGAAGUUGCUCUCAGUGCCCAAAAGGCUAUAAGCCCGGAUACACCCAGCACCGUUGGACCAGCACCAACUUGACCGCCACCGAUUUUUUCGUUCGUAGCGACACCUUGACAAGCCUUGACGUCAGUCCAUCACCAUGUCUGCCCUAGCCUAUGACCAGCCAGAGUCUACUUCAGAGGGCUCGAUCGCCUUCGGAAGUACGAACCGACUCCAGCCCAAUGGCGGUCCAAACCAGCCUGCUGCCAGGGAUUCAGGACACCUUGACGAUGAUUUCUACGGCGGGUCGUCGGAUGCCUUUACCAACCACUCGAAUCGCUCUGUCCCUUCGUUCCCCCCACCAGAAUAUGAUAGUCUCGAUAACAUCCCACCGAUGCCAUCCAGCAACGCUGCUUCCCUGGUCGACAGCUUGAAUUCUUUACGCAUAAAUGACAACCCUGGUUCUCGUGGAACGGGCGCUCAUCCGUUUCCCUCUGAUCCUGUUCCGCGGCCAAGUACAUCGAUGUCAACGUAUAACUCUGGCUAUCGGGCGCCUCACCCUUCACGCUACCCGAACACAUUGCCACCGGCACCCAAUGCAGCCCUUCCGUUGAGGAACCGAAGACCUGGCGUCGAUCUUCACACACGUUAUCCUGCCGACGACAUGAGUGUAGCUUACCAAGUUGGUGAGCAACCACUGAUGAGGCGACACAGUGGUGGUUAUGGUAAUCCUGCACACCAACUCGCUGUCAAUACAGAUUUUCGGGCCGGGUAUCUCUCUGACGAACAAGGAACUGGUCCUUCCAGUGGGUAUGCCCCGUCAGAUUCCUCGUCCGCGUAUUCGCAUUCUCUCCCUCAACGCUCCUCAAGCCAGUAUCAGAUGGCCUGGCAUGGCUCACAGCCCAAUCUGACUCCAGACUAUGGCCACCAAGGUCAACCUCGACCAGCGGAGUACGAUCAUCUGUACGCUGCAGCUUCAGAUGUAUUGGGCAUGGGACCUCCUCCACCGCAGCCACUCGCGGGUCCCAGCACGUACAUGCCGUACUCUGGGUACUCUGGUCAAACAGCCCUCCCUGCCAGUCAAUCCACGCCUUACCUCCACCCCGCAGGCCCGGGUCCCUAUCACCCAGCACCUCCUCCACCUGGCGGUGCUGGUGUGGUGCCGUACGCGCCAACGCUUCCUCAGGUUUCAGGAGUUGAUGAGGCUGAGUUCGAACUUAGAUCACCAGCUACAUCACUCCAACAGAUGAAAAAGACCAAGGCUGUGGACUUGAAUUCCCCACCAUUUACGAAGGAGUACAUCGACGAGUAUCGCCAACGUAUAAAGGGAGACCCGGAUCCGGAGGCUCAUUUCAGGUAUGCCAAGUACUUGAUAGAAGCCGCGAAGAAGAUUGGCAUAGAUGCAAGGGACCAGCGCGCAGUAAAGAAGUAUCGUGACUAUCUCAUACAGGAAGCCCUCAAAACUAUCCGUCGGUUGGCCACUCAGAACGAACCAUACGACGAGGCACAGUUCUUCAUGGCGAACUGCUAUGGCACGGGCAUGCUCGGCCUCCAGGUCGACCACGAGCGAGCAUACCAUUUGUACUUGCAGGCUGCUAAGCAGAACCAUGCGGCAGCAUCAUACCGUGUUGCCGUUUGCAACGAGCUCGGGGCAGGGACUAGAAGAGAACCCCCACGCGCCGCUGUUUUCUACAGGAAAGCUGCUUCUUUGGGCGACACUGCGGCCAUGUACAAGUUGGGCAUGAUUCUGCUUCUCGGAUCACUGGGAGAACAGAAGAAUCCUCGCGAAGCCAUUAAUUGGCUUAGGCGAGCAGCCGAGCAAGCUGACGAAGAAAACCCUCAUGCGCUGCACGAACUGGCCAUGUUGCACGAAAUGCCAAACUCGGGACUUGUGCCCCACGAUCCAGCAUAUGCUAAGGCACUCUUGACACAGGCAGCUCAUCUUGGUUACGUCCAAUCCCAGUAUAAGCUUGGGCAGUGCUACGAAUACGGCGCCCUCACUUGCCCGGUUGAUCCGAGGCGUUCGAUAGCUUGGUACACCAAGGCUGCGGAAAAAGGUUACGCAGAAGCCGAACUUGCCCUGAGUGGGUGGUAUCUUACGGGAAGUGAAGGAGUCUUAAAACAAAGCGACUCCGAGGCGUAUCUUUGGGGACGGAAGGCUGCAAAUAAGGGAUUGAGCAAGGCGGAAUAUGCUGUAGGAUACUAUGCGGAAGUUGGUAUUGGGAUCAAACAGGACAUUGAGUUUGCUAAACGAUGGUACAUGCGCGCAGCAGCACAGGGCAACAAGCGUGCGAUGAACAGAUUGACGGAGAUGAAACGCAUGGGGAACAAGCGAUCCAAUGUUGGACGCCCGACUCGCCAACAGGCCAAGGACGAGUGUGUAAUUUGCUAACCGUAGACCUUUUUCGAAUAAUGAUGGAAGCGAAACAUUGCUACUUCCACGUCGUCAUCAUCGUAAUAUUCCUGAUAUCAUGUUCUUGGCUCUCUCGUCUGCUGUCGAUGUUUUGCCAACGCUCAGCGAGCCUUCGAGCGGU